Messenger RNA from Mustela erminea (ermine), 964 nucleotides. It is a transcript of the gene FKBP1B, whose product is annotated as FKBP prolyl isomerase 1B. Gene Ontology annotation, molecular function: peptidyl-prolyl cis-trans isomerase activity. Gene Ontology annotation, biological process: regulation of cardiac muscle contraction by regulation of the release of sequestered calcium ion. NCBI's taxonomy places the organism in Eukaryota, Metazoa, Chordata, Mammalia, Carnivora, Mustelidae. Bases 158 to 484 code for a protein of 108 amino acids. The transcript has 4 exons. The record is from RefSeq and is a predicted model, not a curated record. Gene Ontology annotation, cellular component: sarcoplasmic reticulum membrane.
GCCCCUCCCCGCGCAGGUCCCGACUCCCGCCGCACCUCCUCCGGCUCUGCAGUGGCGGCGGGGAGGCGAGCCGGAGCGCCAGCGGGGCCAGGGCCGGAGCCGAGCCGGGGUCGGGGCAGCAGCGGGGACCCUCGGAGGCGGGGCCAGUGGGACUGCGAUGGGCGUGGAGAUCGAGACCAUCUCCCCGGGAGACGGAAGGACGUUCCCCAAGAAGGGACAGACGUGUGUGGUGCACUACACAGGAAUGCUCCAAAAUGGGAAGAAAUUCGAUUCGUCCAGAGACAGAAACAAACCUUUCAAGUUCCGAAUCGGCAAACAGGAAGUCAUCAAGGGUUUUGAAGAGGGUGCAGCCCAGAUGAGCUUGGGGCAGAGGGCGAAGCUGACCUGCACCCCUGAUGUGGCGUAUGGAGCCACGGGCCACCCUGGUGUCAUCCCUCCCAAUGCCACUCUCAUCUUUGACGUGGAGCUGCUCAACUUAGAGUGAAGGCAGGAAGGAACUCGAGGUGGCUGGAGAUGGCGGCUGCUCACCCUCCUAGCCUGCUCGGCCACUGGGACGGCUCCUCCUGCUCGGGGCUCUUGAUCAGUGCGCUAACGUCACAGCCCCACAGCAUUUUCCGUGCUCUGCCCAAGUUGCUCCGUAUGUGUUCGUCAUCGUUCACGCGCAUCUUUGCUUGAGGAAACUUUGGUUGCAGAUCAAAGCAUUUCAGGUUGUGCAUUUUGCGUGAUGCAUGUCGUAGCCAUUUCUGAUCACAGAAUACAGAUUUCUUGUUCGCACAAUCUACACUGCCUUACUUAAGCCAGACACACAAGGUGCUCAGACAUGAAAUGUACAUGGUAUACACAGAGGGACUUGAGCCAGUUACCUUUGCUGUCACUUCCUCUCUUAGAAAUUCUGUUGGCUGCUGACUUACACAAUGUCCUCUUUGGAAAUGAUAUGUAAAAUAAAGGCUAAGUGCUUAACAAA